This is a messenger RNA of Syngnathus acus (greater pipefish), 928 nucleotides long. RefSeq names its product C-type mannose receptor 2-like. The record is from RefSeq and is a predicted model, not a curated record. The transcript has a single exon. The coding region runs from base 2 to 814 and encodes 270 amino acids. NCBI's taxonomy places the organism in Eukaryota, Metazoa, Chordata, Actinopteri, Syngnathiformes, Syngnathidae.
GAUGACUGCGAUGGUGCAAGUACGUGUCUCCAUCUUGCUCCUCCAGGCGUGGUGCACCACUCUGGGAAAAUACCUCUACGUGAACGAGAGCAUGACGUGGAAUGACGCUCAGAGUUACUGCCGUGAGUUUCACACAGAUCUGGCUCCGGUUGUGAACCGCGAGGAAAUCUGGAAACCGCGUGAAAUCAGCGGCGACCUGUUUAGUUUCUGGACAGGACUUGUGAGGAAUGAUGGAGACGAAUGGAUGUGGUCAGGGGGCGGCGCGGCAUUGGCAAUUCUCUGGGGAACCGGGGAGCCGAAUGGUCUGCAAAUGGAAGACGCCGGCUUGAUGAUCAACUAUUGGAUUCACGACGCAAACCGAGACCAACAGAAUCCCUUUUUUUGCUUCGAUGCCAUUGUCGUAAGGGAGGAAGCGUGCUGGGAGGAAGCUUUGGGGCACUGCAGGGAGCGACAUAGUGACUUGGCCAGCGUGACAUCACACACAGAGAUGCUAUUGAUCCAGAAACAGCUGGAGAAGAAUCUCUCGACAGAGCAUGUUUGGCUGGGUCUGCAUUUCUUCCCAGGGGGCUGGCGCUGGGUGGACAAGGAGAACUUGACAUACGAGGCCUGGAAUGAGCAUGGCAGACCUUCAUGUCCAGCAGCAAGACAGAAGUGUGGCAGCUUCAAGGUGACGGGAUGGAGGCCAAGCGCCAGUGGAAUUUUGGGAACCAAUAACACGCUAGUUGGGGUUAGCUUGGGGGAAAGUGAUUUGGGGGAAGAAUCCGUGUGGGAGGCUCACGACUGUGAGCAGAAGCUUUAUUUUGUUUGCUACUAAAAUUGCUGACUAAGUAGCUCGAGGCUAAUUAUACGUUAUGUACGUUUGACCUGUUUGACUGUAAUUGUGUGUUUAUGUUUGAAAUAUGUCAAAUUGUCUUUGCUGCUUGUCUUU